Lotus japonicus is the source of this 1700-nucleotide messenger RNA. RefSeq names its product molybdate transporter 1-like. Gene Ontology annotation, biological process: molybdate ion transport. The transcript has a single exon. Gene Ontology annotation, molecular function: molybdate ion transmembrane transporter activity. The record is from RefSeq and is a predicted model, not a curated record. NCBI's taxonomy places the organism in Eukaryota, Viridiplantae, Streptophyta, Magnoliopsida, Fabales, Fabaceae. Bases 49 to 1479 code for a protein of 476 amino acids.
CUCUCUCCCACAUUCUCUGCUUCAACACAACAACACACUUCAUCUCACAUGGCAUCAUCACCACCCAACCCUCCUCCAUUUUCAACCACAGACCCAGAAGCUCUGCAGCUUCCCACCGCCGCCACCACUGACACCCCUCCAACCACCGCUUUCUCCGCCGUACAGAAACUAAAACGCAACUUAAUCCUCCACUCAACAUGGGCUGAACUCAACGGAGCCAUGGGCGACCUCGGCACCUACAUACCCAUCGUUCUCUCACUCACCUUAGCCAAAAACCUCAACCUGGGCACCACAUUGAUUUUCACAGGGAUGUACAACAUCAUCACCGGCGCAAUCUACGGCGUCCCCAUGCCGGUUCAGCCCAUGAAGUCCAUCGCCGCCGAGGCCCUCUCCGACCCCAACUUCGCCGUGCCGGAGAUCAUGGCCUCCGGGAUAUUGACCGGAGCCGUGUUGAUGGUUCUGGGUUGUACAGGGUUGAUGCAGUUGGCCUACAAGCUCAUUCCUCUAUGCGUUGUCAGAGGGAUUCAGCUCGCACAGGGCUUGUCUUUUGCCUUCACUGCUGUGAAAUAUGUUAGAAAAGUGCAGAAUCUGCCUAAGUCUAAAGCCUUGGAGAAUCGGCACUGGUUUGGAUUUGAUGGGUUGGUUUUAGCACUUGUAUGUGUCUGUUUUAUUGUCUUAGUGAAUGGUGCUUCUGGUGAUGAUCAGGAUCAAAAUGAUGGUAAAGAAACUAGUAGAAACUAUGAUUUGGGGGGUGUUGAAGGGGAAAGGAAAAGGAGUAGUAGAGUGAAGAAGAUAAUUUUCUCAAUUCCUUCUGCUUUUAUAGUGUUUGUGUUGGGUGUGAUUUUGGCUUUCGUGAGAAGGCCAGGGGUGGUGCAUGAAAUCAAAUUUGGGCCUUCCUCUAUAGAGGUAGUGAAAAUUUCUAAGCAUGCAUGGAAGGAAGGUUUCAUCAAGGGGACAAUUCCUCAGCUUCCAUUGUCAGUUUUGAACUCUGUGAUAGCUGUUUGCAAACUUUCCUCUGACCUGUUUCCAGGGAAGGAUUUCUCAGUGACUUCACUUUCAGUGACAGUGGGUUUGAUGAACCUUGUGGGUGGGUGGUUUGGGGCCAUGCCAAGCUGCCAUGGUGCUGGUGGGUUAGCUGGACAGUACAAGUUUGGUGGGAGGAGUGGAGGGUGUGUGGCAAUUCUUGGUGCAGCCAAAUUGGUGUUGGGUUUUGUGUUGGGAACUUCUUUAGCUCAUUUUUUCAACCAAUUUCCAGUGGGAAUCUUGGGGGUUCUGCUUUUGUUUGCUGGGAUUGAAUUGGCCAUGGCUUCAAGGGACAUCAAUACCAAAGAGGAUUCUUUUGUGAUGCUUAUUUGUACGGCUGUUUCUCUGGUGGGAUCAAGUGCUGCUCUUGGAUUUUUGUGUGGAAUGAUUGUUAGUGGACUUCUUUGGUUAAGGACUUGGAUAACUAGCAGCAAGCCGACUUCUAGAGAUGGGUAGGACUAUAGUGGAUAGUGAAGCUUUUCCCACCAAGCAUUCACAAGAACUUCUACUUAAACUACAGGAAUCUCCCUCAUAUACUUGCUUAUCUAGUGUUAUCUUGUGUAAUUACCACUCAUUAUGUAUGAUAGUUAAUGUGUUUGGGUGCAUGUUACCUCACAAUGCGAAGUAAGAUAACUGCAUAAAAUGGUUUUUAGUAUGCACAAAUCAUGGAUUUUCAC